UUGAUCAGACCUCUUCCUUCCCAGCGCAACGCUGGCUUGAUCCUCGCAAAUGAGGCUCAGAUUAUGGGAUUAGCCAAAUCAUCCGGCCGAGCAAAAGGGGGGGUUCAGAUUGGGGGAAAGGAUGCCCGGGCAUUGAGAGAGUUAAAUUCUGCUCCUGGUUAGAAGGCUGCGGACCGGGUGAGAGAGAUGCCCCCCCAUCUGAUUCCCAUUUAAACCAGGCAAAAGCCACACGUCAGAGAAACUCCCUGCAAAGGGUGGGGUUGUUGGGGGGUUUUUUUGUUGUUGUUGCAACAGCCGGGAUGGCUGGAUUCUGCCACUGUCCCAAAGCCUGAGCCGAGCUCCCAUCCGCUCCAAUUCGCCCUCCCGAAGCGAGCCCCCUUCCGACUUCCUUGCCCGCCGCCCUCCCUCCCCCUCGCCGUCUCUCCCUCCCCCACAAUGCAUUUCAACCCUAACCCACAGCCCCCUCGCUGUGCUGUGUCCUCGGCUUUUACUACUCUCCCAGCUGGUCCAGCCUCCUUCGCCAGUCCCUCUGCACACCACAGGCCACUGUCUCUUUAAGUUCCUCCCGCACUGUGUGCUGACAGCUGCUCCCCCGCUCCCCCCUCCCUCCCUCCCCUGGCUCUGUCUGUCUCUCUGACUGUCACAGCAGCUCUGCUUGGGACCAACCUGCCACGCCACCAUCCCCCCCCUUCCCUCUCCAUCCCCCCCUCCACCCCCUUGGAUACCAUGAGCCUUCCCCGAGGGUAGCCCCGCUGACCCUCCCCAUCUACGCUGCCCUCCCCCCAUCCCCGCAGCCCGAAGCGAGAUGGUUCACGCCUUGGUAGCAGGGGGCAUUGUCUUCCCCGGCCUCUUCUUGUUGUCCAAGAACGGUCUCAAGUGGCUGCCGUGGCUGCGAUGGGAGGAGGCCGACGCGGUCAUCGUCUCCGCCAGGCUGGUGUCCUCCGUGCAGGCCAUCAUGGCUUCUACUGUCGGCUACAUCGUCUCCUCGUCCUGCAAGCACAUCAUCGACGACCAGCACUGGCUGACAGCCUCCUACACCCAGUUUGCUGUUCCCUACUUCAUCUACGACAUCUAUGCCAUGUUCAUGUGCCAUUGGCACAAGUACCGGGUCAAGGGUCACGAGGCGGCAUCCGGGGCGGUGGGAACACGAUCGCUGCGCACUGUCACCCGCACCUACUUGCACAAGGAGUUCCUCAUGGUUGUCCACCACCUCUUCAUGGUGCUGGUUUGCUUCCCCGUGUCCGUGCUCUGGCGUCAAGGCAAGGGCGACUUCUUCCUGGGCUGCAUGCUAAUGGCUGAACUCAGCACCCCUUUUGUCUGCCUUGGCAAAGUCCUCAUUCUGUACAAGCAGCAACACACCCUUCUGCAUAAGGUGAACGGGGUCAUCAUGCUGGUGACGUUCUUCUGCUGCCGGAUCCUGCUCUUCCCAUACAUGUACUGGGUAUACGGGAAGUAUGUCGGGCUCCCCCUCUACCGGGUGCCCUUCUCCAUUCCCGCUGAGUACAACUUGGGAUCGGCCAUCCUCAUGGCGCCCCAGAUUUACUGGUUCGGCCUCAUCUGCCGUGGAGCCUUCCGUGUCUUUUCUCGCGCCCGGAGCGCCGCCAAGGAACAGGCCUUGCGGAACGGGCACCGGCCAGAAGAAGCGCAGGUGCUGGACUGAUCACUUCCCCUCCCCCCCCACCCUCGGCUACAGAUGGACAGACAUGUUUUUUCCUCUAACUUAUUUAUUUAUUGGGGGUGCAGGGAGGGGCUGGAGUGUUGGGGGAACGGGGGGGCUCCGAGGCCAAAGGGGAUUUUGGAAGGGGGCUGGGACCGAGUCUUCAGAGGGCCACACCGACACAGACUGAAGUUUCCGUGCUUUCUUAUGGGAUUCUCUUGCCAAAGGCAACCCUCUUAAUUGUAAGCAGUUGAGAAGUUUCUUGGGGGUGGGGUGGGGGUGGGGUCGAGGUUAAGGUCCUGAGCCAAAGGAGAAUGCUUGGCAUCUCUCUCGCAGGGAGACUUUCAGGCCAGGAGGGUUUUUCGAAAGGCCAAGAACAGGGUACAGUCGAAGUGUCUUUGGGGCUCUGGGGGUGUGUGGAGGGUUCUGCCAAGCCAAACAAACACAACUCCCUGCCCCCCCGCAGUGUUUAUUUGGAAUAUUCCCAGAUUUUUUUGCAGCAUUACCCAUAAAGCCAGCCCCCCCCCGGGUUGAUCUGCGUAAAGGCAAGAAGAAAUACGACUCCAGUCAUUUGCUUGAGGAGAUGCUAGUAAUACAGUGGAGGCUGAUAGACAGAAGGGGAUCUUUCUCUGUGAUUAACCAUAGACUCACAGGAUUCCCCCUCAGUAUUAUUAUUAUUAUUCAAGGUGCUUAGGAAUUUUCAUAGGAUGCCCAAUAAGGAAAAAAAUAAAAUAAAACCCAAGUAUUUUGGGUGCUGCUUAAAUAGGAAGUUAUCUUCAGUAUUACCGGGGCGCCGCCCACUAGGAACAUCCUAAACUGCAUACCCUUGCAACAGGAAGGUGACCAGCAGGCUGCUUCCUCACCACCGUCGGGCCCCCAACUAGCAAUAACCAAGUAGGGGAGCAUCUGCCCCCUUGCCACCUUCUCCUCAGUUCAGCGCACAACCCCCCCCCCUUUACUCCUCCCUCCUAGAAAUCCCCACUCCACCGGGCAGGGAAUCCGGCUGUAAAUAGGGGGUGGGUGAGGUGUAUUUAUAACCUGAAGUCUGCAAAGUAUUAAAGGAGCCUUUAUCUAAUGCCA
Molecule: messenger RNA, 2737 nt
Organism: Sphaerodactylus townsendi
Lineage: Eukaryota; Metazoa; Chordata; Lepidosauria; Squamata; Sphaerodactylidae
Gene: TLCD3B
Product: TLC domain containing 3B
Exons: 5
Coding region: 806-1660 (284 amino acids)
Biological process (GO): ceramide biosynthetic process; lipid homeostasis
Cellular component (GO): membrane; endoplasmic reticulum
Molecular function (GO): sphingosine N-acyltransferase activity
Source: RefSeq, a predicted model, not a curated record